AACCAGAAACCCUGGGAAGGUGGGCUGUCCCUGUGGAACAUGCUGCAGUUAGGUCGGCGACCUUUGUACAAAGUGCUGGUCCCAGCCACACUCUGCAAAGGCUGGGGUUCCCUCAUGUGCAGCACAAUCAUCUCUGCAAAGAAGGAAAUUAAUGGGGUCCACCUCCACUAUCAACAAACAGGGAAGGGGAAUCAUGCUCUCCUGCUGCUCCCUGGAGCACUGGGAAGCAGUCAGACUGACUUCGGGCCUCAGCUUGAGUCUCUGAACAAGGAACGUUUCACAGUAGUUGCCUGGGACCCGCGGGGCUAUGGACGCUCCAUCCCUCCACAACGAGAGUUCCCUUUGGAUUUUUUUCACACGGAUGCAAGGGAUGCUGUGGAUUUAAUGCAGGCACUGCACUUCAAGAACUUUUCCCUCCUGGGUUGGAGCGACGGUGGAAUAACCGCUCUAAUUGCUGCCUCAAAAUAUCCAGGCCUCGUUCACAAAUUGGUCGUAUGGGGUGCAAAUGCUUCUUUAACUCAAGAAGACAUAAAGCUUUACAACGCUGUUCGAGAUGUCUCGAGGUGGAGUGACAACAUGAGGAAGCCCAUGGUGGAGAUGUACGGGGAAGAGUAUUUUGCCAAGACCUGGGCUGCCUGGGUAGAUGGCAUGAUUCAAAUUGAGAAAGAAACAAACGGCAACAUUUGUAAAGAUCUUGUUCCACAAAUCAAAUGCCCUACACUCAUCAUUCAUGGAGAGAAAGACCCAAUGGUGCCACGGUCUCAUCCAGACUACCUGCACAAGCACAUCAAAGGCUCCAGACUGCACCUGAUGGCAAAAGGCAAACACAACUUGCAUUUGCGGUUUGCUAAGGAAUUUAACAGUCUUGUGGAAGAGUUUUUAAUAUCAUGAGAAUGACAGUUUGUGCGUUUAUGCACCAUCACAUCUCCGAAACUGACACACAGCCAAGAAAAGCAAAUGGGGUCUGUCUAACACACGGAGCGCUCCUGAACUAAAGGCAGAUAUAAUUUGUGCAAUUGUACAGGCCACUCUUUAAAUAAAUACACAUUAAAAAUCAGUUCUGCCA
Molecule: messenger RNA, 1066 nt
Organism: Hemiscyllium ocellatum (epaulette shark)
Lineage: Eukaryota; Metazoa; Chordata; Chondrichthyes; Orectolobiformes; Hemiscylliidae
Gene: bphl
Product: biphenyl hydrolase like
Exons: 7
Coding region: 40-891 (283 amino acids)
Source: RefSeq, a predicted model, not a curated record